Aureobasidium namibiae CBS 147.97 is the source of this 663-nucleotide messenger RNA. Its product is annotated as DUF1640-domain-containing protein. The transcript has 3 exons. NCBI's taxonomy places the organism in Eukaryota, Fungi, Ascomycota, Dothideomycetes, Dothideales, Saccotheciaceae. The coding region runs from base 1 to 663 and encodes 220 amino acids. The record is from RefSeq and is a predicted model, not a curated record. Gene Ontology annotation, cellular component: mitochondrion.
AUGAAUUACACCACACGAGCACUCUCAGAAGCACAGCACUUGGCUUCCACUGGUCGCAUUGCAUUCGGACAAGCAGCAGUCCAGCCCAGGCGAAACUUCUCAGCCACCACCCUACGCAACAGAGACCACCACUUUGACACACUCAAGUUUGUGCAAAGGCUAAAAGAUGAGGGCUUCACCGAGGAGCAGGCCGUGGCCAUGAUGAAGGUCUUGAGCGAUGUCGUUGAAGAGAGCAUCCAAAACCUCACGCGGACAAUGGUACUUCGCGAAGACCAAGAGAAGGCUACAUAUACACAGAAGGUCGACUUUGCCAAACUUCGCUCCGAGCUGCUCUCGGCCGACUCGACUGAAUCAUCCCUGACCCGCGCAUCACACGAGCGUCUGACCAACGACCUGGCCAAACUCAACUCGAGACUACGUGACGAAGUGCAGCGUACACAAGCAUCAGUGAGGUUAGACCUCAACCUGGAAAAGGGCAGGAUCAGAGAAGAGGCGAACUCGCAAGAUCUCAAAAUCAAGGAGACCGAGACCAGGAUUGAACAAGAAGCAGCAGUUCUGAGAGAACGCCUGGAACAAGUCAAGUUCUCGACGCUACAAUGGCUGAUGGGUGUGACGACGGGUACUGCCGCCAUUAUUCUCGGUGUGUGGCGUCUGCUCAUGUAG